AUGCCAGGAGGAAACAAAGAGAUCUGUGAAUCCAACAACUCCUGGAGUGGACAUGCGCUUGAAACCUCAUCACAAGAAGAAAAGCAGAAAGAAAAGAGAAGGAAUAAGUGCCCCAUAUGUUCAAAAACCUUCAGUAAAGAAUCAAACCUUAAGAGACAUCAAAGAAUCCAUACAGGGGAAAGGCGGUAUGGCUGCUCAGAGUGUGGAGAAACUUUUCGUCAGACAUCCAACCUAGUCAGACAUCAGAGAAUCCAUACAGGUGAGAAACCUGUGAAACCAUAUAAAUGCUUGGAAUGUGGGAAAAGCUUCAGCCACCAUGGAAACCUUAUUUCGCAUAAAAAAGUUCACACUGGCGAGAAACCUUAUCAGUGCUUGGAGUGCGGGAAGAGCUUCAAGGUGAGCACAUCCCUCACCUCACACCGGCGACUCCACACAGGAGAGAAACCAUAUCAAUGCUCAGAGUGUGGGAAAAGUUUCAGUCACAGUACAGGCCUUACUUUGCAUCAAAUAAUCCACACAGGGGAGAAACCGUUUAAAUGCCUACAGUGUGGAAAGAACUUCAACCGGAGCACAACUCUUAAUUCUCAUCAAAGAAUCCACACAGGCGAGAAACCUUUUAAAUGCCUGGAGUGUGGGAAGAGUUUCAGUCGGAGCACAACUCUGAAUUCCCAUCAAAGAAUUCACACAGGAGAAAAACCGUAUCAAUGUUCAGAGUGUAGCAAGUGUUUCUGUGCCAAAUCAAGCCUUAAUGAGCAUCAGAGGCUGCACAUGGGAGUGAAACCAUAUAAAUGCUUGGAGUGUGGAAAGAGCUUCCUGUGGAAUACACACCUUAUUAAGCAUCAAAGAAUCCACACUGGGGAGAAACCCCACACAUGCCUGGAGUGUGGGAAGAGCUUUAGUCAGCGUACCACGCUCACUAAUCAUCAGAGAAUCCACACAGGCGAGAAACCAUACAAGUGUUCUGAGUGUGGAAAGAGCUAUCGGUGGAGCACAAGCCUUAUUACUCACAACUGCAUGCACACGGGAGGGUACCAAGUAAACACUGUCAGUGUGGAAAGUGUUUCCAUAGGUUCACAACCCUUAGUUCUCCUCAAAGAAUCUACUCAAGGGAGAAACCUUGUAAGUGUUUGGAGUGUAGAAGGGGCUUCAGUGGGAGAACAGUCCUAA
Molecule: messenger RNA, 1167 nt
Organism: Euleptes europaea (tarantolino)
Lineage: Eukaryota; Metazoa; Chordata; Lepidosauria; Squamata; Sphaerodactylidae
Product: zinc finger protein 501-like
Exons: 2
Coding region: 1-1167 (388 amino acids)
Source: RefSeq, a predicted model, not a curated record